This is a messenger RNA of Liolophura sinensis, 1533 nucleotides long. Its product is annotated as methylosome protein WDR77-like. Gene Ontology annotation, cellular component: methylosome. NCBI's taxonomy places the organism in Eukaryota, Metazoa, Mollusca, Polyplacophora, Chitonida, Chitonidae. The record is from RefSeq and is a predicted model, not a curated record. The coding region runs from base 64 to 1164 and encodes 366 amino acids. The transcript is spliced from 9 exons. Gene Ontology annotation, biological process: oocyte axis specification. Gene Ontology annotation, molecular function: protein binding.
UGUUGUUCCAGUUUUGUGAAAGAAUAGACCAGGGUAAAGUAAAAACGUCUUGCAUCAAGAAGCAUGGAUCAAAUACCAGCCGCCAUGGACAGGCAUCUGGACGUGCUCCAGUCGCACAAAGAUGGGGGUAUAUUACUGGGAGCCUCCAGUCUGACUGGGCGUUACUGGCUGGGAUCCAUAUGGUUCUAUGAAAACCCGGACUUAGCCCCAGAUGUGGAGAAGUGUACAGCAGGUGUCCAGCUUGAGGCCGGUAUAAGUGAUCUGCAGUGGGUGGAUGAUACCCGAGUUUUAGUGGCAUUAGACACAGGCGGUAUAGAACUGUGGCAUUUAGUCGACAAUUUCCACACAUUUACUCAUCUUCAGACAGCAACAGAACAUGACGAUGUCGUCUCCACGGUCUCUGUGUCAUGUGACAAGAAAAGAGCUGCAUCAGGAAGUUAUGAUAGGUGCAUCAAAGUUUGGGAUCUGGCAUCUAACAAGUCUGUCCACAGUUAUAGAGGUCAUGCCGACAUGGUGUCAGUGGUAGCCUACAGCCAUUCCCAACCUGAUGUCUUCAUAUCGUGUUCUCAGGAUGACAAUUUAUUGCUUUGGGACACAAGAAAGCCAAGGCCUGCCAGACAAAUAGAUAAACGAUGUUUGGAGGCAUGCCCCACAUGUGUGUGUUGGAAGCCUGACAAUGACUACACACUAGGGGUUGGGUCAGAGAUGGGGGAGCUGUGUGUGCUAGAUACACGGAAAGACAGCGACAAACCCUUAUACGGCACUCCACAUCGACGAGCAGUCCACAGGUUACAGUUCUCAACUCAUUCACCCUCUCUGCUGGCAUCGGUAUCGGAUGACUCAAGUGUAGCAUUGUCACAAAUCGACUCCUCGAGUUUCAAGCUUUUAUAUAAGGAUACUGAACACCAAGACUUUGUGCGUGGCGUAUGCUGGGUAAGCACUGUCAAGGUUUACACAUGUGGCUGGGAUUCUGCAGUGAAGCGCCAUCUAGUGGAAAUGGAUGUUACAAGGCACACUCCUGAUCAAAAAGAGCCUGUCAUCAUGGAAGUGAAUGGUGAGAAACGGGACAGCACGACUCCAGAUAUGGACAUGCCCCACAAAAACUGCAGUAAUAAAGUGACGGAGGCAGAUCAGGGUACCCCAGUGCCAGUGGCCAGCAGUUAAACAAGCAGUUAACAGUGAGGCCCUGUAGUGUCUGGGGAAAAACACAACAACAAAAAUCCAAGCAAUUCUGUCAAACAAAAACGUGGGAUUUGUUUCCUCUGAAAUUGUUGAUCCUGUGAAAGGGAACAGUGAGAGCAGAGGGAGACAAGUAGAAAAUGAAGUGAAGUGCAGAGUUUCCUCACCUGUUUUUUUUAAUCUGCAUCCAUACAUGUUUGGGUGAUUGGACCAGGUCAGCAUAUCAAUUUUACAGGAAGACUUGAGGAACAUUGUGGUUUAUCAAACAUUGAAAGUGUGCCAAUACUUGUAUUUGAUACUUGCACAACAUACAUUGUACUUUUUGUCUUGCAUUUUGGUCCUCAUGAUCCAUGU